This is a messenger RNA of Lindgomyces ingoldianus, 3580 nucleotides long. Its product is annotated as transcription factor Cmr1. Gene Ontology annotation, molecular function: zinc ion binding; DNA-binding transcription factor activity, RNA polymerase II-specific; DNA binding. The record is from RefSeq and is a predicted model, not a curated record. The coding region runs from base 231 to 3305 and encodes 1024 amino acids. Gene Ontology annotation, biological process: DNA-templated transcription; regulation of DNA-templated transcription. The transcript has 4 exons. NCBI's taxonomy places the organism in Eukaryota, Fungi, Ascomycota, Dothideomycetes, Pleosporales, Lindgomycetaceae.
GGGGCCCAAGCUUUUAAUAUACUCCACCUCAUGUCUUUGGUACUAAUUGCACGCUAAUCAUCAUCUCUACCACGUUAUCCACCAUAUUUUCCCUCUAAAUUACCUCUCUGCCGGCCCACACCUAACCGACGUCUCCGCCACUGUAUCUCUCCGGUUCCCUUCGUCAGUUGACCACAUAUCUAUCCUCAACACCUGCCGACUACCCUCGUUGUAUAUCCCGGCUUUCCAAGAUGGUGUUUUGCACGUACUGUGGACAGUCGUUCACCAGGGACGAACAUCUGGAACGACACAUUCUCACCCACACGAAUGUGAAGCCAUUUAAGUGCUUUACCUGCCAUAUGAGUUUUGCGAGACGUGACCUUCUCCAAAGACAUUACACCGUACACGGACGAGACCAGAAUAAUCAGGAGGGCUUACCCGUUACCGGCAUAAUACCAAAGUCAGCUGGUAGAACGCCCAUAGCCUGCAGCAACUGUGCCAAGACCAAGACAAAAUGCGACAAAAAGUUCCCCUGCAGUCGCUGCGCAGGCCGAAACCUCCGAUGCACGUUACGACCUACUCGCCGAGCGUCGAAAAAUGUAAACAGGAUUGUGAAUGGGGAAGGAGCUGGAAGCGGUAACUCGAGCGAGAACGGUAAUGGCGGCGAAUCCCAGAACGCUUCGAGCGGCAACUCUCCAGCAAGAGAUACCCAAAGUCAAGCCCCAAACCCGCAGGCCUCUCCAGGCCAACCCCAGCAACCCCAGCAACUUCCAAAUGGGCAACCUCAACCUCAACCUCAAUCUCAAAAUCAAACUCAAACUCAAACCCAAGCUCAAGUGCGACCACCGUCUGCUCCGCACUCUACUCCACAUUCCCGUAACCCAUCUAUCUCACAGUCUGUGCAGCAGCUUCAGAAUCCCACGCCGGAGGAGAAGCCUAUCAAUCUUCCAGUCUCGAGCACCCCUCCCUUUUUUGAACACUCUCCCACAAAUGGACUACCCGCAUCGCUACCGCCCUCCAUGUUGUCACCCCUACCAACCCCAGUCAACGGCUUCGUUUCCCAAACGCCAAUGUCCGGCUACGACGACUUUUUGGGGACUGUUCGAGCAGGUAGUUCAGACAACGGCUCAAGCCCCCCGUUCCAGUUCGAUCCGUGGGGUGCCGGGUCCAUGGGUACGGAUUUUGAUGCAAUGAGGAUUGACCCGUCCAUGAGUUUGAUGUCGAUGAGCAUGGAAAUUAACAUGGGUGCUCCAGGAGACACUCUUCUCGGAAUGAUCCCCGAAAUGUCUCCUCCACAGGGUUUUGGUCCCGUCCAGACACCCAUUCAGACUCCCAGAAUGGAUAACUCAUUUUCGGACCUUGAAAUGGGCAGUUCUGCAGCAAUGUUCUAUCCGCACAGGCAAUCUUCAAUCGCUGACGCCGGAGUUCCCGAUCUUGGCGCCAUUAUCGCUGCUCAGGAUGGCUGGAAUGUCUUUCGCUGCACUCCCACUAUUCCAGCAACUUCCUGUCCUAUGACGGCCAAACUGAAUCUGGAGCAUCUGGAACGAAGCCUGAAGAACCAUGAAGGCUGGAGCGUUUGGAGACCUUCCUGGGACGAGGCCGACUUCCAGUUAGGAGAGCACGUCACCGUUGCAGGCCUGCACGAAGCUACCCGUGACAAGCUCCUAGCAAUUACGCAGAGCUUUCUGCACAAGGCUUUGGACAUCCAUCGAGAGGGUAUGAGUAGCAGUCCUAGCAACAGCGGGGAAUCCCCAGGCUCCACUGCAUCCAACUUCAUCCUGCUCCCGCCAGCUCAUGUCUUGGAAUACUUCCUUCGCUCUUAUGCUAACUCUUUCGAACGGUAUUAUCCCACAUCGCCUUGCGGUGUGCUAGAUGCCAAUGAGCUAAUGCGUAAUUGCAACGAUAAGGCGUCCAGCUUGUUGAUUCUCAUGCAGAUUGCUCAGGGUGCCAUGGUAAUCCCAUCAAUCGAGGCCCGAUGGUUGACCGGAGGUUUGACCGAAGCAUGCCGUAUCUCGCUUUUCGACUGUAUCGAGAAGAACAUCAUCCUGGCUGGUGAUCCCAUUGUUUUACGCGCUGCGCUACUUUUCACAGUGCAAGCAGCGUGGAGCGGCGACAAGUGGCAGAUGGACAUCUCCAUGGGACAGCGCGGUAUGUAUUUCGCAAUGCUACGGCAUUCAGGGAUCCUCGAACCUCGGCAUGUGUUGAAUCCGCACAUGAAUGGGAACGCUACGACUGAGACUUUGUGGAGAGAGUGGAUUCAGCAAGAAAGCCGAAGCCGCCUCAUUUACUCGUGGGUAAUGGUCGAUCAAGACCUGUCUCUGUUCCAUGACACGGCUCCCCUGUUCUCGGUGACUGAAUUUGGAGCGCCUAUGCCAGACGCAGAUCGCCUCUGGGAAGCAAAGACGGCUACUGGGUGGUCUGAGCACUACAACCAGAUCCAUGAAUUCUCCCAAUCACAUUUUUCAGUGGGAUCUGGUGUAAGGCCAAUGAGUCUGAGAGAUCUCUUCCGUCAUUUCCUUGAUGAUGAGAUUAUUACUCAGAAUAUGCCACUUACCCCAAUGCACUUGCGUCUGUUGCUCCACCCCCUACAAACCAUGGUAUGUCAGUACAGCCAACUCCUAAGCUGUUUUUCCGAUAGCACACCAUCGAGACAGAGAGCUAGAGUUGUCACGGAAGCAUCGACUCGUGUGCGUCUUGAAGAAGUGCAGGCGUUGUUGUCGCGCUGGUACCUUUUGUUCGAGCGAUACACCAAGUCCACUGCCAAUCCCAUGUGCCCAAUGAUGCAGUCCAAUCUUGUUAUGUGGCACCUCAUCAGUUUGAACGCUGUGACGAACUUCUCCGAGAUUGAGCGCUUUGCUCGACGGGAGGGCGUCGACGGUUCGUUCCAACAGAUGAAUUGGUUCCACAAGAGAUGCAUCUCAGAUGUCCACGAGGCAGUAUACCAUGCCGGCCAGGUCCUCCGGAUUGUCAAGGGCAUGCCAAGGGGAGUCCGUCCGCCAUGGUGGCCUGGCUCAAUUUACCGCGCCGCCAUGGUUCUUUGGAUGGAUUCGACUUUCAACGAGGCGACAACUCCGAGUCCACAGCAGUUCCAGCCUUCGCGGUUUGACGUCGCAGUAGACAGCCUGCCAGCUGAGCAUCCGGCCAUUGUAAGGUACUCUGCCAGAAGAGAGGGUAUCCCGGUAUUGACCAAACGGGACGGCUCGGUGGUCCAUCUUAACCACGGCUUCCACGUCCUUACACAUUGUAUCGAUGUGAUCGACGAGGGUGUUGCGACAAGGUUUUCGGACGGUAUCCGAGGCAAGCUUGAGCGGUUGGCGAGGGGAUGAUGAUCUCCCUGCGAUACAAGGAUAAUCCCAUCCCGUCCAUCGCGCUCCAUUGGGAACGAUGAACCAUUGGGGCGGCCAUCAUCCAUCCAUCCAACUUGGGUCGUAUUUCAUCUCUUUUCAUUUAUACCCAUCUGAAUCCACAUCGAGGGAGUGUGUCGCCUUGGACACCUGGAUUCCUUCAUUACUUACGGCCUCUGCAAUGGGUGGAGGGCUCAUAGACUCGGCGUUGAUUUCGGCGUGCGUUAUUUGUCGACUAAGUUCGGCCGUAAUUCUGA